Molecule: messenger RNA, 720 nt
Organism: Toxotes jaculatrix (banded archerfish)
Lineage: Eukaryota; Metazoa; Chordata; Actinopteri; Toxotidae
Product: C-reactive protein-like
Exons: 4
Coding region: 46-720 (224 amino acids)
Source: RefSeq, a predicted model, not a curated record
CAGUCAUCCAUGCAAAGCUGUCACGGCCAGGCCACAAGGUAAAAGAUGGAGAAACUCUUACUCUUGAUUAUAAUGAUUUCAACGUGUUGUGCAGAACCCCAAGAUCUGUCAGGCAAAGUCUUUGUCUUCCCCAAGGAGAGCAACAGGGACCAUGUGAAACUCCUGACAUCUAAGACCAGUUUCAGCUCUGUGACCGUCUGUCUCAGAUUCCUCACAGAUCUGAAAAGGAACUAUGGGCUCUUCUCUUUGUCUACUUCCAAGUACAGCAAUAACUUUGUGCUCUUCAAGAUCAAUUCAGAGGAUGUCAUCAGGAUGCAUGCCCUGGAUGGGGGCACAGACUUCCUGUCGCUGUCAUUUCCUCCAAACACCUGGCACUCAAUGUGUGCUACCUGGAGCUCUGACAGUGGGUUGGCUCAGCUGUGGGUGGAUGGCAAGCCAACCAUCAAGAGAUUUAUCAAAUCAGGGGAGUCCAUCAGUGGACCGCCCAUAACCAUCCUGGGCCAAGAGCAGGACACCUAUGGUGGGGGGUUUGAUGCGAGUCAGUCUUUCAUUGGUAUGAUUUCUAAAGUCCACAUGUGGGACCAUGUCAUCUCUGCCUCAGAGAUUAAACGCUAUAUGAAUGACAAACACUUCACCCCGGGCAAUGUGUUCAACUGGAGGUCCCUGGAGUUUGAAAUCAUAGGGCAGGUUUUGGUGGAUGAGGACCCAGAGCUUAUGUAA